Molecule: messenger RNA, 595 nt
Organism: Cygnus atratus (black swan)
Lineage: Eukaryota; Metazoa; Chordata; Aves; Anseriformes; Anatidae
Gene: NPS
Product: neuropeptide S
Exons: 4
Coding region: 1-414 (137 amino acids)
Biological process (GO): neuropeptide signaling pathway; positive regulation of synaptic transmission, GABAergic; positive regulation of action potential
Cellular component (GO): extracellular region
Source: RefSeq, a predicted model, not a curated record
AUGACGUUUGGCAUUGCAGGCUCAGGUUUAGCAUCACUGCAAUUUGAUGUCAUUGGCAGCUCUGCCCCGUGCUGGGAAGGGAGACCGUCAGAGCCGGAAAAAACCUGUGUGUCAGAAGGUGCAUUGCUGGAGCCUUACCCAUUGCUAAUAAGUCCAUGCAGGUUAAACCUUCUUUUCAUCCUUUGGAUCUCAACGAUGUUUGUGUGCUCGGGUUACCCAAUUGUCCCUUCCAUGGUAAGUGGAAAAUCUGAUUACUGCCUCGUCCUGCUGAAUAGCUGCUUAGCCAAGGUGGGCAGGAGCGAAGAACUGGCUCUUUUAAAGCCUUACCUGGAGAUGCCUAUCAAUAAACGGUCCUUUCGCAAUGGUGUUGGAUCAGGAAUUAAAAAAACUUCCUUUCGAAGAGCAAAGUCAUAAACAAGUGUUCCAAACCGUACUCUUGAUUUUAGCAUCUGAUGCUUAACUUUGUGCUUAAAAUCGUUUUAAUGCUUUUCUCUGAUAAAGCUAACAGAGACAAAUGUACCCGUGUCUUCAUCUUGUAAACAGAUGUUUAUUUCAAAGAGCACAAGCCAAGUGGAGCAGAUGGAAUUGCUCAGAA